Messenger RNA from Coturnix japonica (Japanese quail), 1509 nucleotides. NCBI's taxonomy places the organism in Eukaryota, Metazoa, Chordata, Aves, Galliformes, Phasianidae. The record is from RefSeq and is a predicted model, not a curated record.
GGCCCGGCCAUGGAGCUGAGCGCAACGGCCUCGUACCGGGCGGCGGUGCCUCCUCGGGCUGCGUGCGUGUACAGCAGCUGCUACUGCGAGGAGAACGUGUGGAAGCUCUGCGAGUACAUCAGGAGUCAGGAUCCACCUCUGGAGGAUUUCUAUGCUGUUUUCAUAUCCAACGACAGGAGGAUGAUUCCACUCUGGAAACAGAAAUCAGGGCAUGGAGACGAACCUGUUGUCUGGGACUACCAUGUUAUCCUACUUCAUGUUCCGGGUGGAGAGCAGAACUUCAUUUAUGACCUUGACACUACAUUGCCAUUUCCAUGUCCUUUUGAGACGUACUGCACGGAUGCCUUCAGGCUGGAUGACAGCCUUCAUCCACAAUUUCACAGGAAGAUCAGAAUGAUUCGAGCAGAUUUGUACCUGAAGACGUUUGCUUCAGACAGAUCUCACAUGAAGGAUGCCAAUGGGAAAUGGCAGAAACCUCCUCCUUCAUACCCUUGCAUUGAAACUGCAGAUUCCAAGAUGAACUUAGAUGAUUUCAUCAGUAUGAAUCCCAAGGUGGGAUGGGGCUCAGUGCUCCCCUUAGCGGACUUUGUGCACCGAUUUGGCAGACAGACUGACUACAGCCCUUCCUUGGAAGAACAGUGAAUGCCAUAAGGGCUGGCUGAAUGCAGAAGCUUACACUUUGUGUUGCCAGAUGUGUGCAGUGCAGCGGGAUGCUGAGCGAUGGGUUGCUGACAUGGGUUCCCUGGGAGCCAACACAGACUGAGCAGGAGUCCAGUUGUUGCAGCACUCGUCUGCAGAGUGGGAGAGCUUCCUCCAUGGCCUUUCAAGUCUGGUGGCACUCAGUAACAUCGGAGAGGGCGUGCUAUCAGAAAACCACAUUCAGGAGUACAGCAAGUGCUCAUUCAGGGUCCCAAACGUGAGGUGGAGCAGAGGAGUGUCUACUCCCUGCUUGCUAACAGUAAUUAGUGGAGGCAGCCCUUUAUUUCAGCACUGAUUAGUCCUGAUGGGCCCUCCAAGGGACCAAGUGAAUUUAUUCUGUGCUUGCUCCUUUCUCUCACCAGUUAACUCAUAUCCUGUUUGCUUUGGGGACCUUACCAUGUUUAAUCUUCAUGCUGACACUUGAGGCAGCCACAUCAGUGUUGACUCAUUGAGCUUCCAGCUGCGGACAGACAAGUUUGUUCAGAGCUGCUUUGUCAAGUGCCUGCAGAAGCAGAGGACAUGAGAGUGCAAGCAAAGAACUGCUGCUGCUGUUUGUGAAGCAAAGAAGGCAGUGUCACUGACAGACACCCUUGUGAUCACCAACGUAUUAAACACCUCAGAUUGGAAAGACUUUGCUGUGGGGGUGGAUAAAUGCAGUACACCGUACAACAAAGCAUGGCUUGGCAAGUAUGGCUCCACUUUGUCUGGUAUAGCCAUGCAGCCCAAAGACUGCAUGCACAGAACAGUUUGGCACGUCCUGCUGUGAAAUAAAAUGAAAAUAAAUGAAAUAAAAUGAAAGCUUUGCCGUCA